Molecule: messenger RNA, 1806 nt
Organism: Mauremys mutica (yellowpond turtle)
Lineage: Eukaryota; Metazoa; Chordata; Testudines; Geoemydidae
Source: the annotation of a RefSeq genome assembly
AUGACUUCACUAAUAAUAAACUCUACCUUCCUUCUAACACUACUUAUACUAACACUACCCCUAAUAACACCCAUACACCCGCCAAAGGAAUGAUUAGUUACAAAAACAAAAACAACUGUAAAAACAGCAUUCUUCACUGCCCUAAUUCCAUUGGAUUACUUCUUCCCUACUAACAUCGAAUCAAUCAUCACCAAUCUGCAUUGAUCUAACAUGUUUACAUUCAAUAUUAACAUAAGCUUUAAAUUCGACCAAUACUCCAUUAUAUUCGUACCCAUCGCCCUAUACGUCACAUGAUCCAUCCUAGAAUUUACCCAUUGAUAUAUAUCUGCGGACCCCCACAUCACAAAAUUUUUCAAAUACCUGCUAACCUUCCUAGUAGUCAUAAUAAUCCUAGUUACAGCCAACAACAUACUCCAACUCUUCAUUGGCUGAGAAGGAGUAGGAAUCAUAUCAUUCCUACUAAUCGGCUGAUGACGAGGACGAGUAGAAGCAAACUUAUCAGCCCUACAAGCUAUCCUUUACAACCGUACAGGAGACAUUGGACUAAUCCUUACCAUAUCCUGAUUAGCUAUAAACAUAAAUACAUGAGAACUCCAACAAAUCUUUGCCAACACUAACCCAAUUCCACUGCUCCCACUCCUCGGCCUCAUCUUAGCUGCAACAGGAAAAUCAGCCCAAUUCGGCCUUCACCCCUGACUACCGGCAGCUAUAGAAGGCCCAACCCCGGUCUCAGCAUUACUGCACUCCAGUACAAUAGUCGUCGCUGGCAUCUUCCUACUCAUCCGAAUCCACCCUAUCCUAACUACCAGUAAUUUAGCCCUCUCAAUCUGUCUAUGCCUAGGAGCUACCACUACCUUAUUUACAGCAUUCUGCGCUCUCACCCAAAAUGACAUUAAAAAAAUCAUUGCCUUCUCCACAUCAAGCCAACUUGGCCUUAUAAUAGUAACUAUUGGUCUAAAUCAACCACAACUAGCCUUCUUACAUAUUUCUAUACACGCCUUCUUCAAAGCCAUAUUAUUCUUAUGCUCCGGAUCCAUCAUCCAUAACCUCAAUGAUGAACAAGAUAUUCGAAAAAUAGGAGGGCUGCACAAACCCCUACCAAUCACCUCCUCAUGCCUAACCAUUGGCAACAUAGCACUAACAGGCAUACCAUUCAUAACUGGAUUUUACUCCAAAGACAUCAUUAUUGAAGUUAUAAACACAUCAUACCUAAACGCCUGAGCCCUACUCCUAACACUAAUCGCAACCUCAUUCACCACAAUCUAUAGCCUACGAAUUACAAUAUUCGUACAAACAGGACAACCUCGAUACUCUUCCAUUAUCUUACUAAAUGAAAACAACCCCACAGUCAUUAACCCAAUCACCCGCCUUGCCAUAGGCAGCAUCAUCGCCGGACUUAUCAUCUCACUAAACACCAUACCACUAAAUACCCCACCCACAACAAUACCAACAUACAUAAAAAUUGCAGCACUAACAAUAACAACCUUGGGCCUACUAUUAGCCCUAGAAUUAAUUUCAAUAACCAACAAAAUACCCACAAAACCCUCUAACAUCCACAACUUCUCCAACUCACUAGCCUACUUCAACACCCUAGUUCAUCGUUUAUUCCCAACAAUUAACCUAAAAUUCAGCCAAAACACUGCAACCCACUUAAUCGACUUAUCCUGAUAUGAAAACAUUGGCCCAAAGGGCCUAGCCAAAUCACAAAUCACCCCAAUUACACUAACCUCAUCACAAAAAGGCCUCAUCAAGAUCUACAUAACUUCAUUUAUCCUAUCAAUCAUACUACUAUUUAUCAUAACCUAA